Messenger RNA from Prunus armeniaca (apricot), 543 nucleotides. Lineage: Eukaryota; Viridiplantae; Streptophyta; Magnoliopsida; Rosales; Rosaceae. The record is from the annotation of a GenBank genome assembly.
AUGGCCCGCCUCCUCACUCAAACUCUGCAACUCCGCCACUCUCUCCUGCACCGCCCUCGGGUCCCGCCCUCCCUGACGCAGGCCCAUCGGGCCCGCUCGACCCGAUCCGGCAAGGCCCAGUUGAUAGAGAUCGACCUUGACCCGUCCACCUCGUCGUCGUCGUCGUCAUCGCUGGCGAAUGAUUCGGAGAAAUUAAUGCUAAAGAAGCUAGACGACAUCGUUCAGACCAUCCUCGUCCAGAGGGCCACUCCCGAUUGGCUCCCAUUCGUUCCCGGCUCCUCAUUCUGGGUCCCACCUCGACGCGCCCCUUUGAAAGUGACUGACUUGGUUGGCAAAUUGGCUGACCAACUCACAGAUGAAGAGUCCCUCUCUGUUGCCACUGAUCGAGGAUGGCCUUGCUCUCAAUUCUUCGUUCAUGGGAGUGGAUCUACAGAAACAAGGGAGGUGGAUAUGGAGGAAGAAGGAUCAGCAGAAGUAGAGGUGGAGGUGGAGGUAAAGGUUUUGACUGAGUCACAGAAGCCAUCUCGCUGUGAGGAUGAUUAG